UGCAAAUACCCACCACCAAGAGCGCGGUUACAAAACUCAAUAGACUUGCUUCUUGUCUUUGUCGUUCCUCUGUUUAGACUUCAAAAAACUUCUCUUAGUAAUCGAGAACCUGAAGACCCAAUGGCUUCUCUCUAUCAACUCGCUCAAUUCCCGUGUAAGACUCUUUCUUCAACCCCACCUCAUCGCCAGCUCUUCACUGUAAAACCUUCGAUUCUUCCUCUGAACUCAGCCAAGCUUUCGCAAAGAAUUAUUAGCAAGUCUCUGAAUUCUAGGCCCGUGUUCGUGACUAGAGCUGUGGACGACGGCGACGAGUUGGGACCCGAUAAGGAGGAAGAAGGUGGCGCUGUGACCGUGGUAGAGGAGGAGAAGCCCAAAGAAUUGACGGAGAUUGAUAACUUAAAGAAGGCUUUGGUGGAUUCGUUCUAUGGGACCGAUCGUGGAUUGACGGCGACUAGCGAAACGAGAGCGGAGAUCGUUGAGCUUAUAACACAGCUGGAAGCUAAGAAUCCAACACCUGCACCAACCGAGGCUUUAACUUUGCUUAACGGCAAAUGGAUUCUUGCGUACACGUCCUUUCCUGGCUUGUUCCCUUUAUUGUCAGGGGGUUCAUUUUCAUUGGCAAGAGUGGAGGAGAUAUCACAGACAAUCGACUCAGAGAGCUUCACUGUACAGAAUUCUAUCCAGUUUUCUGGGCCAUUGGCCACAACAUCUUUUAGUACCAGUGCCAAAUUUGAAAUCCGAAGUCCCAAACGUGUGCAGAUCAAGUUUGAAGAAGGCAUCAUUGGGACCCCUCAGAUAACAGACUCAAUAGUUUUACCGGAAAACUUUGAAUUUCUAGGACAAAAGAUUGACCUCUCCCCACUAAGAGGCUUCUUCACUUCAGUCCAAGACACAGCUUCAUCUGUUGCAAAGACCAUUUCUAGCCAACCGCCACUCAAAUUCACAAUCUCAAACAGCAAUGCACAGGCCUGGUUACUAACCACAUACCUCGAUGAAGAGCUUCGCAUUUCAAGGGGAGAUGUUGGCAGUGUGUUUGUGCUCAUCAAGGAAGGAAGCUCUCUCUUGACGCCAUGAACCCACCAAAAAGGUUGGAUUCUUAAAAUAAUCCAUGGGGUAUGGACAACUCAGAAACAUGAUUGCAUUAUUGGGUACUUGAUUUCAGAAUAAUAGUAUGGUUUUAUCUGCUUCUACCAGUAGCUCGUAUUCCAUGUAAACUCUGAACCACAGCCUUUGUGAUUUUAAGACUGGAAUUCUUGUUGCGAAGUACAGGAAACUUGAAAUGGGCCACAAAUCUUAUGAAUUUAAUGUGAAUACAGGAAAAUCUUCUUGCGAUUACUUCGCAUCAA
Molecule: messenger RNA, 1346 nt
Organism: Mangifera indica (mango)
Lineage: Eukaryota; Viridiplantae; Streptophyta; Magnoliopsida; Sapindales; Anacardiaceae
Product: plastid-lipid-associated protein, chloroplastic-like
Exons: 3
Coding region: 121-1074 (317 amino acids)
Source: RefSeq, a predicted model, not a curated record